Molecule: messenger RNA, 7760 nt
Organism: Oreochromis aureus
Lineage: Eukaryota; Metazoa; Chordata; Actinopteri; Cichliformes; Cichlidae
Product: mitogen-activated protein kinase kinase kinase kinase 4-like
Exons: 32
Coding region: 224-4693 (1489 amino acids)
Biological process (GO): protein phosphorylation
Molecular function (GO): protein kinase activity; ATP binding
Source: RefSeq, a predicted model, not a curated record
GAGAGAGCGCGCAGCAGGCAGCGGUCCGGCACUUGGUCGGUAUGUUGCAGCAGCAGCGGAGCUUCUGUCUGGGACUAUAGCGAGAGAAAAACGCGCCUUGGGUUGAAAAUAUUAGUAAGGGGAUUAAAAUUAAAACUACCCGAGGAUGAGACAUACGGCGUUCGCCUGAAGGAGACUAAAACACGCCGUUAUUCCGCUAAUUUACCACCUUUUUUAAACGAAAAUGGCGAACGACUCUCCGGCUAAAAGUCUGGUGGACAUAGACCUGGCAUCCCUGAGGGAUCCUGCUGGGAUUUUCGAGCUGGUGGAAGUGGUCGGAAAUGGUACAUAUGGACAAGUCUACAAGGGUCGACAUGUUAAGACGGGACAGCUGGCGGCCAUCAAGGUCAUGGACGUCACCGAGGAUGAAGAAGAGGAAAUUAAGUUGGAAAUCAACAUGCUGAAGAAGUACUCCCAUCACAGAAACAUAGCCACCUACUACGGAGCCUUCAUCAAGAAAAGUCCACCAGGCCAUGAUGACCAGCUCUGGCUGGUGAUGGAGUUCUGUGGUGCCGGCUCCAUCACAGAUCUGGUGAAGAACACCAAGGGCAACUCCCUGAAGGAAGACUGGAUCGCCUACAUCUCCCGAGAGAUCCUCAGGGGAUUAGCUCACCUGCAUGCUCAUCAUGUCAUUCACCGCGACAUCAAAGGACAAAACGUGCUGCUGACUGAAAAUGCUGAAGUCAAGCUGGUGGACUUUGGUGUGAGCGCUCAGCUGGACCGGACGGUAGGUCGAAGAAACACCUUCAUCGGGACGCCAUACUGGAUGGCUCCAGAGGUCAUCGCUUGUGAUGAAAACCCUGAUGCUACCUACGAUUACAGGAGUGAUCUGUGGUCCUGUGGAAUCACAGCCAUUGAAAUGGCUGAGGGAGCUCCUCCUCUGUGUGACAUGCAUCCAAUGAGAGCCCUCUUCCUCAUUCCCAGAAACCCACCUCCUCGACUCAAGUCCAAAAAAUGGUCAAAGAAGUUCUUCAGCUUCAUUGAGAGUUGCCUUGUGAAGAAUUACACCCAGCGCCCUCCCACUGAGCAGCUGCUGAAACACCCCUUCAUUCGGGACCAGCCCAACGAGAGGCAGGUUCGCAUCCAGCUCAAAGACCACAUCGACCGAACCAAGAAGAAGAGGGGCGAGAAAGAUGAGACAGAGUAUGAAUACAGUGGCAGUGAAGAAGAGGAGGAAGAGUCAUCUGAGCAAGAAGGAGAGCCAAGUUCCAUAGUCAACGUGCCGGGCGAGUCGACCCUGCGUCGUGACUUCAUACGUCUGCAGCAGGAGAACAAGGAGCGUUCGGAGGCCCUUCGCCGCCAACAGCUCCUCCAGGAGCAGCAGCUCCGUGAGCAGGAGGAAUACAAGCGCCAGCUGCUGGCUGAGAGGCAGAAACGUAUCGAGCAGCAGAAGGAGCAGCGGAGACGGCUGGAGGAGCAACAACGACGUGAGCGCGAGAUGAGGAGGCAGCAGGAGCGUGAGCAGCGCCGGCGCGAGCAGGAGGAGAAGAGGCGCAUCGAAGAGAUGGAACGACGCCGCAAAGAAGAGGAGGAGCGCAGGAGGGCCGAGGAGGAAAAGAGGAGGGCUGACCGCGAGCAGGAGUAUAUACGUCGACAGCUGGAGGAGGAGCAGAGGCACCUGGAGAUCCUGCAACAGCAGCUCCUCCAUGAACAGGCCAUGCUUCUGGAGUACAAAUGGCGGGAGCUUGAGGAGCAGCGGCAAGCUCAGAAACUCCAGAGACAGCUGCAGCAGGAGCAGGCCUACCUGCUGUCGCUUCAGCAAAACCAGAACUUGGACAGUAGCAAAACAGCCCAGCAACAGACCCCCAAACCCCCACAGAACCCCGAACCCGACAGGGUAAAGCCUCUGCAAGCCCCUGAGCAGGAAACAACAAAACAACCACAGAACACUGACAGUGAGAAGACACGGCCCAGUCCAGCCUCCAGUCUGGAAAAAACUACAGAAAGCAGGCUACCAGUGGCUGACCUUCAAGGCCCCGCCCCUGACUCUGAGCCAGUCAGAGAGGCUGACGAGCGAUAUCGGAAGAACAUCCAGGGUUCUCCCCAGUCAGCUCAGACCAAACCACAGCAGCCUCCGGUGCCGCCACGAUCUGAGUCUUCAUACCCCAAUGGGAACUCUGCUUCUGAGGCCAUGCACCGGCCUGUGGAACCACAGGUUCGUUCUCAUCUGGCUGCUUUAAAGAGCAGCAGCAGCGUGGCCUCAUCAAACUCCUCCACUGCCACUCCGCCUGUUGUGUCGCGAUCGCACUCCUUCACAGAGCCGCUCACUCCUAGCUUUGAAAAUCUCCACCUUCAAAACAGCCACGAAUCCCGCCAUCACCUUCCAUCAUCAUCAUCACCAUUAUCAUCCUCAUCAUCAACGCCUGCUCGCACUGACCCACACCCCCAUCCCCAGCCUAGGCAAUAUGAACCAGCCCCUUCAGCGGAGGUCCCACCGAGGGUUCCUGUCAGGACUACAUCAAGGUCCCCAGUGUUGCCGAGGCGAGAUUCGCCUCAUCACCUUGGCAACGCCGCACACAGCAGCCAAGCAGCACAACACAAUGCUGCCAGUGCAGCGGAGCCUCGGCUGCUGUGGGAACGAGUGGAGAAACUGGUUCCCAGAACGACCAGUAAUAGUGGCAGCGGAGGCUCCAGUUCCUCUAGCAGCUCCAGUAACUCCAGCUCUCAGCCCGGUUCUCACUGUGGCUCAGGAGAGAGGUUCAGGGCCCGCUCCUCUUCUAAAUCGGAGGGUUCACCCCUCCAGCGGCCAGAGAAUGCUGGGAAAAAACCAGAGGAGAGGAGGGACGUGCUCAGGCCGAACAGAUCAGCGGACCUGACGGCUCUGGCCAAAGAACUGCGUGCAGUGGAUGAUGUUCGCCCCCUAAAUAAGGUGACAGAUUACCCUUCAUCCUCCAGUGAAGAAUCGGACACCACUGACGAAGAUGACGAUGAAGAGGUGGAUCAGGAGGCAGGUGAAGAGUCGACCUCUGGCCCGGAGGACUCCAGAGCUGUUUCUUCUCGGCUGAGUAACGGAGAAACGGAGUCAGUGAAAACCAUGAUCGUCCACGAAGAGGGCGAGAGUGAUGCAGGCACAACGCCAUGCAAAGACAGCACGCUGAUUGUCAGACAGAGUGCAGGUGACAACAGAAAGCGUACGGGCCCUGGCCCAGGCCAAACGCAGACACCUGGCAUGCAUGCAGGCUUUGCCCCGAGCCCCGGCUCGGUGUCGCUCCAGGGCCUCGCUCACCACACCCCCAGCCCCCACCACCACCAUCAUCAUCACCAUCAUCACCCCAUACAGCAUUCGGAAAGGAAUGGCUUUGCUGGUCGCAUCCACCAUCUCCCAGACUUGAUCCAGCAGAGCCACCAUUCCUCCCCCUCCUCCUCUGCAUCCAACUCCCCUUCCUCUUCCAGCCUUGCCAGUCCCUCGUCUAUGUCCCCACAGAGUCCCUUGGACAAGCUUGGCAUCCUCACAGAGAGCCAGUCUAGUAACAACAUGCAGAAGCACAAGUCUUCUUCCUCCUUCACUCCGUUCAUUGACCCACGACUUCUCCAGGUCUCUCCAUCCACCGGCAGUGCCCUCAACAAUGUCGGCUAUGGGAACGAUGCCCGGCUGGCAGAGGCACUGAGAGCAGAUCCAUCCCGGAAGGGCUCCGUGGUCAACGUCAAUCCUGUCAACACCCGCCCUCAGAGUGACACCCCAGAGAUCCGCAAAUACAAGAAGAGGUUCAACUCUGAGAUUCUUUGCGCUGCACUCUGGGGAGUGAACUUACUGGUGGGAACAGAAAGUGGCCUGAUGCUGUUGGAUCGCAGUGGUCAGGGGAAAGUUUACCCUCUGAUUAACCGCCGGCGCUUCCAGCAGAUGGACGUCCUGGAAGGACUCAAUGUCUUGGUCACUAUAUCAGGUAAGAAGAACAAGCUCCGUGUAUACUACCUGUCCUGGCUGAGGAAUAAGAUUCUGCAUAAUGACCCAGAGGUUGAGAAGAAACAGGGCUGGACAACCGUAGGAGACUUGGAGGGAUGCGUCCACUACAAAGUUGUGAAAUAUGAGAGGAUCAAAUUCUUGGUUCUGGCUCUGAAGAACUCUGUGGAGGUCUACGCCUGGGCACCCAAGCCCUACCACAAGUUCAUGGCCUUCAAGUCUUUCGGUGAUCUGGUGCAUAAGCCGCUGCUGGUUGACCUGACCGUGGAGGAAGGUCAGAGGUUAAAGGUAAUCUAUGGCUCGUGCUCAGGCUUUCACGCCGUGGAUGUCGACUCUGGGGCCGUUUACGACAUCUACCUGCCCACACACAUCCAGACGAGCAUCCAGUCUCACGCAAUCAUCAUCCUGCCAAACACUGACGGCAUUGAACUGCUCGUGUGCUACGAGGACGAGGGUGUUUAUGUCAACACCUACGGACGCAUCACCAAGGACGUCGUGCUGCAGUGGGGGGAGAUGCCCACCUCAGUGGCCUACAUUCGGUCUAACCAAAUCAUGGGUUGGGGCGAGAAGGCCAUCGAGAUCCGCUCGGUGGAGACCGGUCACCUGGACGGCGUCUUCAUGCACAAGAGAGCUCAGCGACUCAAGUUCCUCUGUGAAAGAAAUGACAAGGUGUUUUUCGCCUCUGUACGUUCUGGAGGCUCCAGCCAGGUGUACUUCAUGACUCUGGGCCGAAGCAACCUGCUGAGCUGGUAGAGGUCCACGGCCUGCCCUCUUUCUCCUCCUUCUCCUCAUCUUCCUCAUUGUCCUCCCCCUCUCUCUAACACUGGAUCUCAGAAAACCACCAUUGAUGUCUUGUCAGCCCUCGGACAACCAAACGAGAACAAACACAGCAACCUACCAGCCGUCUGGAGCAGUCGACAGCAACGCCCUGUAGCUGCAGCCUUGCUGGGUCUGCCUGCGACGCAGAGACAGCCGGUCAAGUCGUUGGUCCCUUCCGUAAAAUCCGAAGCGACGACUUAUAAACGCGCAUAAUGAAAUCAAAGGUUAAUAAAUGAAAGGAAGUAGUAAUACAGUAAAUGUGAAUUCAAGAAAAGGGAGGGGCAAGCAACGUUUUGUUUCCCUCUCAGUUUUCUUGGUGCUCAUCGGAUGCAUUGCGAUGGGAUAGAUUUUUGUACCUCUGCAUCCUUUCCCGGGUUGGUCAGUAAGCUUGAGGUCUUCUACUACUAUUGCUACCGCUAUUGUUCUUACUACCACUGCUACUACCUUCUGCAGGUCUGCCUCUUGUAAGGGAGUCCCCCCCUCUGCUCCAUGUUCCCACCAUCCGCCCCUUGUAGUGAGCGUGGGGCUGGUGGGGCUCUAGAGUGUGUUGUAUUAAUGCUACAGUAGUGUGCGUGUGUGUAAAUGUACUUCUGUUUGGUCCGCCUACUGCUAACAUGCUGGUUUGUCCAAUGAGCUGAAGGCUCAGUGACAAGCAUGAGAAAGGGACCUAAUAUUGAAGGUUUUUACCACAAAGGUCAGGUUGACAGGACUCAAACAUGAGGGUGUGUGUGUGUGCGUGUGUGUGUGUGGUUGAAGUAUAGUGUUGUAUCGGACAGGCGCUUUAAAAAGAAGGGGAGGGCGGAGAGAGAGUUGGUGUAGGUGAUGGAUUUCAGAAUAGUAUUUUUUGAAUCAUUAUUAUUCCUUGAAGAUAAGUGUAACUAUGUGGAGUUAAACAUGUCUUUUACCUUGUUUUUUUUAAUCAUUCACACACAUCCACCUACACAACUUGCUUGCUCUAAAACCACAGAAGUGUAAGGUGUGUCCGUAUGAAAAGAACGCAAUGCGGGUGUGAUCCAAAAUAUUAAAUAAAGUGUCUAUGUACAAAUAAAGCUUUGGGAACUUUUGUCGUGUCGGACCGGCGGCGGGGAAGCAUGACGACCUGAUCUUAACUCGAGAAACUUGAACUGCUGUGAAUAAACAGAUAUAACGUGGAGAGAGGUAAAAAAUCGAGUGAUAAUGUAGAUGAGAAAGUUUAGUAUGUGUAUGUGUGCGCGCGUGCCGUCAACAGUUCGGCAUCGCUUCGGCAAAUUUGGGUUUAAGUGGCAGAGAGGUAAACACGUGGUCAGCGGGUUUGUUUUGGCACAGGAGGCGGAUUUCCAUCUUCCAUUUCAUGAUUUCGACUCAUUUCAUGCUUCAUUUAGAACAUUUGUAUGUAUUCAAUGCACUAAGUGUCAAGAAUGUAGAAAGACUUAUUACUAUGUGGUGGUCCAAGGCAUGAGAUGAUGUUUUUGCUUUGUAUCUUGUCACAAGUGAUCAAUCCUAGGUGUUCGGUUGCGGAGUCGAAGCUGCGGCGGCGGCAGCAGAGCCUCUGCGUCAGAUGUACAUAUUUCGAUUCCGUAUUUGUUUUGCAGCCUCCGGCAAUCUGUGUGUCAGAGCUGAGGAGCGUUUCUCGCGGCUUUCCCGUUCAAACGAGAACACGCGCGCCUUUAUUGAUUCAGCACUCAGACUCUGGAUUUCAGUGUUACUGUGAUGAAGUGUCUCCAAACAGGCAACACUGAGCAGAGAUUUUUCCCUCACUCGGCUGUUUGUGAAGAAACUGAUGAGAGAAUCCCCAUUUUUCUUUUUUUUUAUAGGAAGGAAUAGUUUGUCUAUUUUGUGCCCCUCCCCAACCCCCUCAUGUCCUGCUCCAGCUGGUAUUGAAGUAUAUGCGAAAGACUGAGCAACAACCUUCAGCAUUGACGAUCUCUGCCCAGCUGGAUUUUUUCCUUCCUUUUUUGCAAUGAUUCUCAUCGUUUGCUCACAGGAAGAGCAAGGGGAGAGUCCGAUCUAUGACUUCAUAUCCAAACACACCUUUUGUCAGGACACAAACAAGCUUAUCUUGGGUGUUUUCCCUCCUUGACGAUAAGGUUACUGUUGGUCACUUAGUUUAUGUCUCUGUAUGGAGAAGCCGUUCGGGCCCCAGUGCUUUUGUCUGAGGUCUGUGUGUGCAGUAGUGCUCGGUGUGUGUGUCUCUUCUUGCAUCAAGGCCUUGAUGAGUGGCUGUAUUGAAUUCAUGAAAAUAAUUUGUGGCUAUUAUCGAUAUUCUUAUUGAUCUAAAGACAGAACGAGCUCUUCAGCCGAUUGAGACGAAUCAGUCGCUUGCAGGCUCAUGUUGGAAAAAGUGCCAAGAAGGCAGCAUUUAAAACGUGUAAACCUGUUGUUAUAAGAACCACUACUUGGAAAUCCUUUCUUUCAAAAAUCAAAAACAAAAAAAAACUUAAAAAAUCACUCGAAGCAUUGUGUAUUCUUAAGUUUUAGAGCUAGUUGAGAAGCUUAACAAUAGGUUCUGUUGUUUCUGUAAGUCUAUGUAAACGUAACUAUGCGACUGCGGUGGUUUAAUAUUAUUACACUCACCUUAGGUGGAGAAACUGUUUACAGAGGCAAUGUUUUGUUACACUAAUGUGCAUCAUGGUAUUUAUGUUUGAGAGCAUAAUGCAUCUUCGUUCUUUAACUCAUACUUUCUGCUUUUUGAGCCCACUUUUUAUUGGAUAUUUUAAAUUUUUUGUUAGUUUUUAUUUAUUUUUCUUUGUCAUUUCUCCCACCCCUGCUAACUUUUUCCACAACAAAGAACACACGUGUUGUUCAUUUCAGGUAUUCACACAACGCUGCUUCAACAUGGAAACAUUACAGUAACGUUCCCCGCAGGCUUGGACGUGAGGCAACGUGUUUUUUCCUCUGCUGUUUCUGCCGUGCUACUCUAACUUAUGUCCUCUCUGUGUAUGACAGGAAGUCAUGUAUUUUCCUGAUUUUUUUUGUUUUUGUUUUCUUUGAAUAAACUUUAAAAGUAAUUUUAAAACAACAA